This is a messenger RNA of Phyllopteryx taeniolatus (common seadragon), 16283 nucleotides long. RefSeq names its product ryanodine receptor 1b (skeletal) (gene ryr1b). Gene Ontology annotation, molecular function: ryanodine-sensitive calcium-release channel activity; protein binding. NCBI's taxonomy places the organism in Eukaryota, Metazoa, Chordata, Actinopteri, Syngnathiformes, Syngnathidae. Gene Ontology annotation, biological process: calcium ion transmembrane transport; intracellular calcium ion homeostasis. Bases 116 to 15409 code for a protein of 5097 amino acids. Gene Ontology annotation, cellular component: smooth endoplasmic reticulum; sarcolemma; Z disc. The record is from RefSeq and is a predicted model, not a curated record. The transcript is spliced from 108 exons.
GCCAAUGCCUGCUUCUCUCCGUUCUACAGGCAGCAGGUGGGGUUGUUUCCCGGAGAGUUUUGUCCCCAAAACGCCCUCCCUGUGCCGCAGUGGGAGAUGGAGGAGAGGAUGACGGAUGUCAGAUGGACACGGAGCAGGUGCUGCGAGUAACGUACGGGGAAGGAUGGCGGAAGGGGGCGAGGGAGAGGAGGAGAUCCAGUUCCUGCGAACGGAUGACCAGGUGGUUCUGCAGUGCACUGCCUCCAUCCUGAAGGAGCAGCAGAUUAAACUCUGUCUAUCCUGCGAGGGGUUCGGGAACCGCCUCUGCUUUCUUGAGACCACCUCCAAUGCCCAGAAUGUGCCUCCAGACUUGGCAAUAUGCAAUUUUAUUCUGGAGCAGUCGUUGUCGGUGCGUGCUCUGCAGGAGAUGCUGGCCAACACGGUGGAGAUGACCGAGUCCUCACAAGGUGGCGGCCAUCGCACCUUGUUGUACGGUCACGCCAUCCUUCUCAGGCACAAACACUCGGGCAUGUACCUGAGCUGUUUGACCACAUCUCGGUCGCUCACAGACAAGCUGGCCUUCGAUGUGGGACUACAAGAAGAUUCCACUGGUGAGGCGUGUUGGUGGACUAUUCAUCCCGCCUCCAAGCAGAGGUCUGAAGGUGAAAAGGUCCGGGUGGGGGAUGACCUCAUCCUUGUCAGCGUGUCCUCUGAGAGAUACCUACACCUGUCCUAUGCCAGUGGAGAUCUGAUGGUGGACGCCUCCUUCAUGCAGACUCUGUGGAAUAUGAAUCCCAUUAGCUCAGGAUGUGAACUAGCUGAAGGGUUUCUGACAGGCGGCCACGUUCUCAGGCUGUUUCACGGCCACAUGGAUGAGUGUCUGACCAUUGCCACACCGGAGGAAGGAGAGGAGAAGCGCAGAAUGGCUCACUACGAAGGCGGCGCUGUGUGCAGCCAGGCUCGUUCCCUGUGGAGGUUGGAGCCUUUGCGGAUCAGUUGGAGCGGUAGCCACUUUAAGUGGGGUCAAGCGUUCCGCAUCCGCCACAUCACCACAGGCCGGUACCUGUGUCUGGAUGAGGAGAAGGGCCUGGUGGUGGUGGACUCAGACAGAGCCAACACCAAACUGUCUGCGUUCUGCUUCCGCGCAUCAAAGGAGAAGGUGGACGUGGCUCACAAGCGAGACGUGGAGGGGAUGGGCAUUCCAGAGAUCAAGUAUGGAGAGUCCAUGUGUUUCGUGCAGCAUGUAUCCACCGGCCUGUGGCUCACAUAUGCGGCGCUGGAUGCCAAAGCUGCUCGUCUGGGAAUGAUGAAGAGGAAGGUCAUCCUGCACCAAGAAGGACACAUGGACGACGCCCUCACUGUGUCCCGCUCCCAGACUGAGGAGUCUCAAGCAGCUCGUAUGAUUUAUAGCACCAUGGGUCUCUUCAGACAGUUUAUCAAGGGUUUGGACUCUCUGAGCGGGAAGAACAAAUCUCCCGGGCCUUUGUCACUCCCUCUGGAGGGCGUCAUUCUCUCCCUGCAGGAUCUCAUCUUCUACUUCCGUCCUCCCGAGGAAGAGCUGGAGCAUGAGGAGAAGCAGACCAAGCUCCGCUCCCUCCGCAACCGGCAGAAUCUCUUUCAAGAGGAGGGAAUGAUCACCAUCGUGCUGGAGUGCAUCGACCGGCUCAAUGUGUACAACACAGCGGCCCACUUCUCUGAAUUCGCAGGCGAGGAAGCGGCGGAGUCCUGGAAGGAGAUUGUCAACCUCCUCUACGAGCUGCUGGCUUCACUCAUCAGGGGCAACCGCUCCAACUGCGCAUUGUUCUGCGACAACCUGGACUGGUUGGUCAGCAAACUGGACCGACUGGAGGCCUCAUCAGGUAUUCUGGAAGUGCUCUACUGUGUGCUCAUUGAAAGCCCUGAGGUGCUAAACAUCAUCCAAGAAAACCACAUCAAGUCCAUCAUCUCUCUCCUGGACAAGCAUGGAAGGAACCAUAAGGUUCUAGAUGUCCUGCGUUCUCUCUGUGUGUGCAACGGCGUCGCCGUGAGGUCUAAUCAGAAUCGCAUCACGGAAAACCUGCUUCCGGGGCGCGACCUCCUGCUGCAGACCAACAUUGUAAAUUAUGUAACCAGCGUUCGGCCAAACAUCUUCUUGGGCACCUGCGAGGGCUCCACGCAGUACAAGAAGUGGUACUACGAGAUGAUGGUGGACUAUGUGGAACCAUUCGUGACGGCGCAAGCGUCGCACCUACGCGUGGGCUGGGCCAUGACAGAAGGCUACAGCCCCUACCCUGGAGGCGGGGAAGGUUGGGGAGGCAAUGGCAUGGGUGACGACCUCUACUCGUACGGCUUCGACGGCCUCCACUUAUGGUCAGGCACUGUUGCGCGCCAGGUGGCCUCACCCAGCGCACACACACUGGCCGCAGACGAUGUGGUCAGUUGUUGUCUGGAUCUGAGCGUGCCCAGUAUCUCCUUCCGCAUCAACGGUCACCCUGUUCAGGGCAUGUUUGAAAACUUCAACGUGGAUGCCCUCUUCUUCCCUGUCAUCAGCUUCUCAGCAGGUGUCAAAGCUCGCUUCCUCCUGGGCGGUCGCCACGGAGACUUCAAGUUUAUGCCCCCGCCGGGCUACGCGCCGUGCUACGAGGCUCUGCUUCCCAGGGAGAAGAUGCGCAUCGAGCCCAUCAAAGAGUACAAGCACGACUUCAACGGUGUGCGGAAUCUGCUUGGGCCCACCCUGUCGCUCACCCACACCUCUUUCACCCCCUGCCCCGUGGACACAGUUCAGAUUGUGUUGCCGCCACACCUUGAGAGAAUUCGAGAGAAGCUGGCGGAGAAUAUCCACGAGCUCUGGGCGAUCACUCGCAUCGAGCAGGGAUGGACUUAUGGGACUUUCAGAGACGACAACAAGAAGCUUCAUCCCUGCUUGGUGGACUUUCAGAGUCUCCCUGAGCCCGAGAAGAACUAUAACCUGCAGAUGUCCGGAGAGACUCUCAAGACUCUACUGGCUCUGGGCUGCCAUGUGGGCAUGGGUGAUGAGAAAGCUGAGGAGAACCUCAAGAAAAUCAAGCUACCAAAGACCUAUGUCAUGAGCAACGGAUACAAGCCCGCGCCGCUCGACCUUAGCCACGUCAAGCUGACACCCAACCAGAACCAGCUUGUGGAAAAACUGGCAGAAAACGGUCAUAAUGUUUGGGCAAGGGAUCGCGUACGGCAAGGGUGGACUUACAGCAUUGUGCAGGACAUCCUCAAUAAGCGAAACCCUCGUCUGGUGCCUUACAACUUGCUGGAUGAGAGAACGAAGAAGACCAACAGGGACAGCGUCAACAAUGCGGUCCGCACACUUAUUGGCUACGGCUACAACAUUGAGCCUCCAGACCAAGAAAGUACUGGCCACGGCCAGGAGAAUAUCCGCGGCGACAAGGUUCGGCUCUUCAGGGCCGAGAGGUCAUACGGCAUCACGCAAGGGAAGUGGUACUUUGAGUUUGAGGCCGUAACCACGGGGGAGAUGCGAGUGGGCUGGGCUCGUCCGAGCGUCGGCUCUGACACCGAACUGGGUGCGGAUGAGCUUGCUUACGUCUUUAAUGGCAAUAAGGCACAAAGGUGGCACAUUGGCAAUGAGCCCUUUGGUCGUCAGUGGCAGUCUGGUGACGUGGUGGGCUGUAUGAUCGACUUGACGGAGAUGAACAUCAUGUUCACGCUAAAUGGCGAAAUGCUGAUCAGCGACUCUGGUUCAGAGAUGGCUUUCAAAGAUAUUGAAAUUGGAGAAGGUUUUAUUCCAGUGUGUGCAUUGGGCUUGUCCCAGGUUGGAAGGAUUAAUCUUGGCCAGAAUGUCAGCAGCCUGCGCUACUUUGCCAUCUGUGGCCUUCAGGAAGGCUUCGAGCCCUUUGCCAUCAACAUGAAGCGAGACAUUACCAUGUGGUUUAGCAAAAGCCUGCCCCAAUUUGGGCCCGUCCCCGCUGACCACAACCACUUGGAGGUGUCCCGCGUGGAUGGGACAGUGGACAGCGCCCCCUGCCUGAAGCUGACCCACAAGACUUUUGGCUCGCAGAACGCCAACACAGACAUGAUGUUCCUCCGGCUUAGCAUGCCCGUCCAAUUCCAUGAGACCUUCAAGAUCCCGGCGGGUACCACGCUGCUCACCCGCGCGCUUACCAUACCCGAGGAUGAAGUGCUGGUGGUGGAGCCCGACUCGGAGUUUGAAGUUCUAAAGAAGUCGGCCAGUCGCAAGGAGCAGGAGGAGGACAAGAAGGAGCCGUCUGUACCAAAGGAGAUCUCUGUGGAGAAUGAGAAGGACACUAUGUCAGAGAAAGGAAAGAAAAGAGGAUUUUUCUUCAAAGCCAAGAAGGUGGCCAUGACACCUCUUGCACCUCCUCCUGCCCCUCCUACAGUGCCCCGUUUGGUGGAAGACGUGGUUCCUGACGACCGAGAUGACCCUGAGAUCAUCCUGAACACCACCACUUAUUACUAUUCGGUGAGGAUCUUUGCUGGACAGGAGCCGACCGGCGUGUGGAUCGGUUGGGUUACCCCUGAUUACCACCAGUUUGAUCCAAAUUUUGAUCUCUCCAAAGUACGGAACGUCACUGUUACUGUGGGUGACGACAAAGGCAACAUACACGAUAGUAUGAAGCACAGCAACUGUUACAUGGUUUGGGGAGGGGACCUGGUCAGCACUCAGCAGACUCGCUUCAGCCAGGAGGACAUGGUGGUCGGCUGCCUGGUGGACCUGGCCACGGGCCUCAUGACCUUCGCUGCCAAUGGCAAGGAAAUCAACACCUUCUACCAGGUGGAACCCAACACAAAGCUAUUCCCUGCCGUCUUCAUCCAACCUUCCAGUCAAAACAUGGUACAACUGGAGCUGGGAAAACUCAAGAACAUCAUGCCGAUCUCGGCUGCGAUGUUCCGCAGUGAGCGCAAGAACUCGGUGCCCCAGUGCCCCCCGCGGCUGGACGUCCAGAUGUUGACCCCGGUCAUCUGGAGCCGAAUGCCCAAUCGAUUCCUCAAUCCGGAGGUGGGAAAAGUGAACGAGACGCUGGGCUGGAUGGUGGAAUGCACUGAGCCGCUCAUCAUGAUGGCCCUGCACAUCCCGGAGGAGAACAGGUGUAUUGACAUUCUGGAGCUGUCGGAGCGCCAGGAUCUGAUGAAGUUCCACUACCACACUCUCAUGCUGUACUGCGCUGUGUGUGCCCUGGGCAACAACCGGGUGGCCCACGCGCUGUGCAGCCACGUGGACGAGUCACAGCUCUUCUACGCAAUCGAGAAUACCUACCUGCCCGGUCCACUGCGCAGCGGCUACUAUGACCUCCUCAUCAGCAUCCACCUGGAGUCGGCCAAGCGGGCGCGUCUGGGCACCAACAAGGAGUUUAUCGUGCCCAUGACGGAGGACACGCUCAGCAUCAACCUCUAUCCGGACGUCAAAAAGGCCCAUUCCCUGCCCGGUGUGGGUCUCAACACCUGCUUGCGACCUAAAUUGCAUUUCUCAUCAAUCAACUUUGUGGGGAUGGAUCCCGACCUGUAUACGCUUAGUCCCAUUUUCCCACUGCAGGAGCUGAAGACCUUGGCGAUUAGCAUGCUAACCGAGGCUGUGCUGGAUGGUAGCCAGGCCAUGCGCGACCCAGUGGGAGGCAGCGUGGAGUUCCACUUCGUCCCCAUACUCAAGCUGAUCAGCACGCUGCUCAUUAUGGGCAUCUUCAACGACGAAGACACCAAACACAUCCUGAAGAUGAUCGAUCCCAACGUGUUCAGCGGAAAGGAAGAAGAGGAGGAAGAGGCAGUAACGGAGAUGGUGAAAGGGGAAGGGGACGGAGAAAGCGAGGAGGAGAAGGAGGAGGCGGAUGAGGCCGAGCUGGAGGUUGAGGGUGUGGACGAGGAGGAAGAGGAGCUGAAAUCUUUGGAGAAAGGAGAGCAUGAGAAUGAUGAAGAGGCUGAGCCGAAGGAGGAGGCAGAAGAGAAGAAGGAAGAAGGGGACACCAAAGGUGGAAAGGUAGAUGGAGAAAAUGCAGAAGAGGAGAAGGAGGCAGAAAGGCUGGAGGCAGAAUUAAAAGAAGAAGAGGGUCCUGAGGAGGGAUUGCUCCAGAUGAAGUUGCCAGAAUCUGUCAAACUGCAGAUGUGCACACUUCUCCAGUACUUCUGCGACUGUGAGCUGCGGCACCGCGUGGAGGCCAUCGUGGCCUACUCGGACAAUUUUGUGCAUGAAAUUCAGAGCAACCAGCGUGUCCGUUACAACCAGCUGAUGAGAGCCUUCACCAUGUCGGCGGCCGAGACUGCGCGCAAGACUCGCGAGUUCCGCUCUCCUCCGCAGGACCAGGUUCUUUUGCUGACCAAUUUCAAACACAGUCCAGAGGAUGAAGAUUGUCCCGUGCCCGAGGAUGUGCGAGACACUCUAGGAGAGUUUCACAAUGACCUCCUUCUUCACUGCGGCAUACAUAUCGAGGAGGAGACAGAGGAAGAGGAGGUGGACACCUCGCUGAGUGGAAGACUCCUCAGUCUGGUGGAUAAAGUGAAAAGCUUGCGAAAGAAGGAAGAUGAGGAGAAGCCUGAGGCAGAGGAGGAACCCAAACCCAGCACCCUUCAGGAACUGAUCUCACACACCAUGAUCCACUGGGCUCAGGAGUCGUUCAUCCAGAACCCGGAGCUGGUGCGUCUGAUGUUCAGCCUUCUCCACCGUCAGUACGAUGGCCUUGGCGAGCUCAUCCGGGCACUGCCUAAAGCCUACGCUAUCAACGGCGUGUCCUACCAGGACACUAUGGACCUGUUGGAGUGCUUGGGCCAGAUCCGCUCGUUGCUCAUCGUCCAGAUGGGCCCGGAGGAGGAACGCCUCAUGAUCCAGAGCAUCGGAAAUAUCAUGAAUAAUAAGGUGUUCUACCAGCACCCCAAUUUGAUGAGAGCUCUCGGUAUGCAUGAGACUGUCAUGGAAGUGAUGGUCAAUGUGUUGGGCGGGGGAGGAGACUCAAAGGAGAUCCGCUUCCCCCAAAUGGUGACCAACUGCUGCCGCUUCCUGUGCUACUUCUGCCGGAUCAGCCGACAGAACCAACGCUCCAUGUUCGACCAUCUGAGCUACCUGCUGCAGAACAGCGGCAUCGGACUGGGCAUGCGGGGCUCCACUCCUCUGGAUGUGGCAGCAGCUUCCUGCAUUGACAACAACGAGCUGGCAUUGGCAUUGCAGGAGCAGGAUUUAGAAAUGGUGGUGACAUACCUGGCAGGCUGCGGCUUGCAGAUGUGCCCCAUGCUGCUGUCCAAGGGGUACCCCGACAUUGGCUGGAACCCCUGUGGAGGGGAGCGGUAUUUGGACUUCCUGCGCUUUGCAGUCUUUGUGAAUGGGGAGAGCGUGGAGGAGAACGCCAACGUGGUGGUGCGCCUACUCAUCCGCCGGCCCGAGUGCUUCGGCCCGGCGCUCCGAGGUGAGGGCGGCAAUGGUCUGCUGGCCGCCAUGGAGGAGGCUAUCAAGAUCUCGGAGGAUCCAUCAAGGGAUGGACCCACUGUCAAAAAAGACAGACGCUUCAUGUUUGGUGGUGAGGAGCAGCAGGAGGAGAGCCGUGUGCAUCUGGGAAAUGCCAUCAUGUCCUUCUACUCGGCCCUUAUUGACCUGCUUGGCCGCUGCGCCCCCGAGAUGCACCUGAUCCAAGCAGGAAAGGGUGAAGCUCUGAGGAUCCGAGCCAUCUUGAGGUCUCUGGUGCCCAUCGAGGAUUUGGUGGGAGUCAUCAGCUUGCCUGUGCAGAUUCCUUCGCACGGCAAAGACGGUCAGGUUGUCGAGCCCAAGAUGUCUGCCAGCUUUGUGCCCGACCACAAAGCAUCCAUGGUCCUCUUUCUUGACAGAGUGUAUGGUAUCGAGAACCAGGAUUUCCUUCUCCAUCUGCUGGAGGUCGGCUUCCUGCCUGACAUGAGAGCUGCAGCUUCUCUGGAUACUGUGGCGUUCAGCACCACUGAAAUGGCCUUGGCACUGAACCGCUACCUCUGCUCGGCCGUCCUGCCUCUGCUCACUAAGUGCGCUCCCUUGUUCGCUGGCACUGACCACCGCGCCAUCAUGAUCGACUCCAUGCUGCACACUAUCUACCGGCUGUCCCGCGGUCGAGCCCUCACGAAGGCCCAGAGGGACGUCAUUGAGGAGUGCCUCAUGUCACUCUGCAAGUACCUCCGGCCAUCCAUGCUUCAGCAUCUGCUCAGGAGACUGGUGUUUGAUGUGCCCAUCCUCAACGAAUAUGCAAAGAUGCCACUCAAGCUUCUGACCAAUCACUAUGAGCGCUGCUGGAAGUACUAUUGCUUGCCUAAUGGCUGGGCCAACUAUGGGGUGACCUCAGAGGAGGAGCUGCAUCUUUCUCGCAAACUGUUCUGGGGAAUUUUUGAGUCUUUGGCCCACAAGAAAUUUGAUGCAGAGCUCUUCAAGAUCGCCAUGCCUUGCCUGUGUGCGAUAGCAGGGGCUAUCCCGCCCGACUACGUGGAUGCCAGCUACUCUUCUCACACCGAGAAGAAAGCGUCUGUGGAUGCCGAGGGCAACUUUGAUCCUAAACCAGUGGAGACUACCAACACCAUAAUCCCUGAGAGGUUGGACAUCUUUAUAAACAAGUAUGCAGAGCAUACUCAUGACAAAUGGGCAUUUGAAAAGAUUCAGAACAACUGGACCUACGGAGAGGUGUUAGACGAAAACGCGACGACUCACCCAAUGCUGAGGCCAUACAAAACGUUCUCUGAAAAGGACAAGGAGAUCUAUCGUUGGCCAAUAAAAGAGUCCAUCAAAGCCAUGCUGGCGUGGGAGUGGACCUUGGAGAAAGCUCGAGAUGGCGAGGGAGAGGUCGAGAAGAAGGCCGCCACUCGGAAAAUCUCCCAAACUGCUCAUGCCACGUAUGAUCCCAGCCAUGGUUACAGCCCUCAACCAAUAGACAUCACGGGAAUGGCUCUGUCCAGAGAGCUGCAGUCUAUGGCUGAGCAGCUGGCUGAGAACUACCACAACACGUGGGGCCGGAAGAAGAAGUUGGAGCUUCAGUCCAAAGGUGGCGGUACGCAUCCUUUGCUUGUGCCUUACGACACCCUGACUGCCAAGGAGAAGGCCAGAGACAGAGAAAAAGCCCAGGAUCUGCUCAAGUUCCUCCAGCUCAAUGGAUAUGCCGUGACCAGGGGCAUGAAGGACAUGGAGCAGGACAUCUCAUCCAUUGAGAAGCGCUUUGCCUAUGGCUUCCUCCAGAAGCUUCUCAAAUGGAUGGACAUUGCCCAGGAGUUUAUCGCUCAUCUCGAGGCUGUCGUUAGCAGCGGUCGAGUGGAGAAGUCACCGCACGAGCAAGAGAUCAAAUUCUUUGCCAAGAUUCUCUUGCCACUUGUAAAUCAGUACUUCAAGAACCACUGCCUCUACUUCCUCUCUACCCCCGCUAAAGUCCUGGGAAGUGGUGGACAUUCCUCCAACAAGGAGAAAGAAAUGAUCGCGAGUAUCUUCUGUAAGUUGGCUGCUUUGGUGAGGCACAGAGUUUCUCUUUUUGGAACGGAUGCAGGCGCCGUGGUCAACUGCCUUCACAUUCUGUCGCGCUCGCUGGAUGCCAGGACUGUAAUGAAGUCAGGGCCCGAGAUUGUCAAAGCCGGGCUGCGCCAGUUCUUUGAGAGUGCUGCUGACGACAUUGAGAAAAUGGUGGAAAAUCUCAAGCUGGGUAAAGUGUCCAGUCGCAACCAGGUGAAAGGCGUGGCCCAAAACAUCAACUACACCACCAACGCUCUGCUACCCGUCCUCACGUCUCUGUUCGACCACAUCGCUCAGCACCAGUUUGGAGACGAUGUCAUGAUGGACGACUUGCAAAUCUCCUGCUAUCGGAUAAUGUGCAGCAUCUACUCGCUGGGCACAGUAAAAACGCCACAUGUUGAAAAACAGCGUCCUGCUCUUGGCGAGUGUUUGGCCCACCUUGCAGCUGCGAUGCCAGUCGCCUUCCUUGAGCCAGAGCUGAAUGAGUUCAAUGCAUUUUCUGUUUACACCACCAAGACUCCCCGGGAAAGAACCAUUCUGGGUCUUCCCAGCCAAGUGGAGGAGCUGUGUCCUGACAUCCCAGAGCUAGAGAUCCUGAUGAAGGAGAUCCACGAUUUGGCCGAGUCAGGGGCACGCUACACGGAAAUGCCUCACGUGAUCGAGAUCACGCUGCCCAUGCUGUGUAAUUACCUCCCGCGCUGGUGGGAGAGGGGCCUGGAGAACUUCCCCGAACUGGAGGGCCAGAUCUGCACCUCGGUCACAUCUGAGCACCUCAACCAGCUCCUGGGUAGCAUCAUGAAGAUUGUGGUCAACAACCUGGGUAUCGACGAAGCGUCCUGGAUGAAGAGGUUGGCAGUGUUCGCUCAGCCCAUUGUGAGCCGGGCCAAGCCGGAGAUGCUCAAGUCCCACUUCAUCCCCACCAUGGAGAAGUUGAAGAAGCGUUCGGGCAAGGUAGUGGCCGAGGAGGACCAUCUGCGCAUGGAAGGCAAAACAGAGGUGGACAGCGAGAACGGAACCAUCCGAGACGAGUUUGCCGUGCUGUGCCGGGACCUCUAUGCCCUCUACCCUUUGCUCAUCCGCUAUGUGGACAACAACAGGGCGAGAUGGCUGACGUCUCCUGAUCCUGACGCAGAGGAGCUCUUCAGGAUGGUGGGCGAGGUCUUUAUUUUCUGGUCCAAAUCUCAUAAUUUCAAGCGCGAGGAGCAGAACUUUGUGGUGAUGAACGAGAUCAACAACAUGUCCUUCCUCACUGCCGACAGUAAGAGCAAGAUGAGCAAGGCCGGAGACGGAGAGUCUGGAGGCUCCGAGCAGGAGCGUACCAAAAAGAAACGGCGGGGGGAUCGCUACUCGGUGCAGACCUCACUCAUUGUGGCGGCGCUGAAGAAGAUGCUUCCCAUUGGCCUAAAUAUGUGCUCCCCUGCAGACCAGGAGCUCAUCAACCUUGCCAAGAUCAGAUACUCGCUGAAAGACACCGAUGAAGAAGUAAGGGAAUUUUUGCACAACAAUCUUCAUCUCCAAGGCAAAGUGGAGGACCCAGCCAUGCGCUGGCAGAUGUCUCUGUACAAGGAGAUGUCUGGGAAGGCUGAAGAUGCCGAAGAUCCCGAGAAGGUGGUCAAAAGGGUCCAAGAGGUGUCUGCUGUUCUGUACCACAUUGAGGUGACAGAGCAUCCUUUCAAGUCUAAGAAGAUGGUGUGGCACAAGCUGCUGUCCAAACAACGUCGGAGGGCCGUGGUGGCCUGCUUCAGGAUGACGCCCCUCUACAACAUACCCACGCACAGAGCCACCAACAUGUUUCUGGACGCCUACAAGCGCAACUGGUUGGAGACAGAGGGCUACUCGUUUGAGGACAAGAUGAUUGACGACUUGUCGAAAGCCCUGGAGGAAGAGGAGGAGGAGGAAGAAGAGACUGAGACCAAGCCCGACCCGCUUCAUCAGCUCAUUCUGCAUUUCAGCCGAACCGCUCUCACAGAGAAAACAAAACUUGACGUUGACCACCUCUAUAUGUCAUACGCUGACAUCAUGGCAAAGAGUUGCCAUAUUGAUGAGGACGACGAAGGGGAUGAACAGGAGGGUGAAGAGCCAUCCUUUGAGGUGCGGCAGACAGAGAUGGAAAAGGAGAUGGAGAAGCAGAGGCUCCUGUAUCAACAGUCCCGCCUGCACAACCGCGGAGCCGCCGAGAUGGUCCUGCAGAUGAUCAGUGCCUGCAAAGGUGAGCCCGGAGCCAUGGUUUCUUCCACUCUCAAACUGGGAAUCUCCAUCCUCAAUGGAGGCAACUGUGACGUGCAACAGAGAAUGUUGGACUACCUGAAGGACAAAAAGGAUGUCGGAUUCUUCCUGAGCGUUCAAGCUCUGAUGCAAACAUGCAGCGUUUUGGACCUGAAUGCUUUCGAGAGACAAAACAAGGCUGAAGGACUUGGAAUGGUGUCAGAAGAGGGCACCAAUAAGAAGCUCGAACGUGAUGAGAAAGUGAUGGCAGACGAUGAAUUCACCUGCGACCUCUUCCGCUUCCUGCAGCUUCUGUGCGAGGGCCACAAUAACGAUUUCCAGAACUACCUGAGGACCCAGACAGGGAGCACCACUACCAUCAACGUCAUCAUCUGCACGGUGGACUACCUGUUACGACUACAGGAGUCCAUAAGUGACUUCUACUGGUACUACUCGGGCAAGGACAUCAUUGAUGAGCCCGGUAAGAGGAACUUCUCCAAAGCCAUGACGGUGGCCAAGCAGGUCUUCAACAGCUUGACUGAGUACAUCCAGGGUCCGUGUACGGGCAACCAGCAGUCUUUGGCUCACAGCAGGCUGUGGGACGCUGUGGUAGGCUUCCUGCACGUAUUCGCUCACAUGAUGAUGAAGCUGGCUCAGAUGCAUCCUGAUCCGGGACAACAAAAUGGCGACUCAAGUCAAAUCGGACUGUUGAAGGAGCUGUUGGAUCUGCAGAAGGACAUGGUGGUGAUGCUUCUGUCUCUCCUGGAAGGCAACGUUGUAAAUGGCACCAUCGCCAAGCAGAUGGUGGACAUGCUGGUGGAGUCCUCCAGCAACGUGGAGAUGAUCCUCAAAUUCUUCGAUAUGUUCCUCAAGUUGAAGGACAUUGUGGCGUCCGAUGCCUUCCGCGACUACGUCUCCGACCCCCGUGGGCUCAUCUCCAAAAAGGAGUUCUCAAAAGCCAUGGACAGUCAGAAGCAGUACUCCCCCUCGGAAAUCCAGUUCCUCCUGUCCUGCUCCGAAGCCGAUGAGAACGAGAUGAUCAACUUUGAAGAGUUUGCCGAUCGCUUCCAGGAGCCUGCCAAGGACAUUGGUUUCAACAUCGCUGUCCUUCUCACCAACCUAUCGGAGCAUGUGCCACACGACACGCGCCUGCAGAACUUCCUGGAACAGGCCGAGAGCGUACUCAACUACUUCCGCCCUUUCCUGGGCCGCAUCGAGAUCAUGGGUGCCAGCCGCAAGAUCGAGCGCAUCUACUUUGAGAUCAGCGAGGCCAACCGCAACCAGUGGGAGAUGCCACAGGUGCGCGAGUCUAAGCGGCAGUUCAUCUUUGACGUGGUCAACGAGGGUGGCGAGAGCGAGAAGAUGGAGCUCUUUGUCAACUUCUGCGAGGACACCAUCUUUGAAAUGAACAUCGCCGCCUCCAUCUCAGAGCCUGAGGGAGACGGUGCUGAUGAGGAGGACGACGAGGAAGAGGAGGAGGAGGCGGCCAAGGAAGGUGAUGCCGGUGAAGGGGAGGAAGGCAAUGGCGGAGCGGUAGCUCCGGAGUCCACCUCAGCCUUUGUGGACUUCCUCGCCAGCGUGGUGAACUUCUUCAACAUGUUCACCUUCCGUAAUAUGCGGCGGCGCUACCGCAAACUGCGGAAGAUGACGGUGAAGGAGAUGGUGAUAAGCCUGGCCACAUUCGUCUACACGGUCCUCAUAGGCAUCCUGAUGUUUGUCUACAGCAUCUGCAAGGGCUUCUUCAUGCUCAUUUGGAAAGUGCUCUUCGGCGGAGGCCUAGUGGAGGGCGCCAAGAAGAUGACAGUGACUGAGAUCCUUGCCAGCAUGCCUGACCCUACGCAGGACGAAGUUCACGGCGACCUGCCACCCGAGCUGGGAGCGAGAGAGGUUCAAGAUGCUGACGUAGCAGCUGAUUUGGAUGCAGUGGGAGGCGAGGAGGAAGAGGAGGAUGGCGAGGAACGGGAAGGUGGACGUCUGCCUGGUUUCAACACUCCUGGGGGACUUGGAGACUUUGGGGAGACGACGCCGGAAGAACCGCCCACUCCUGAGGGCACGCCGCUGCUUAAGAGGAAGCUGUUGACUGCUGCUGGUGAAGGACAGGAAGAGGAAGGAGGAGAAAUCGUUGAAACUGAAGAAGAGGCCGCUCCAGAAACAGAGAAAGCUGACACUGAGAGCGACGAAAAAAAGCCAGAUAAGGCAGAGCCCGAGCCCGAGGUCAAAGAGGAAGUGUCCGAGGAGCCUGAUGAGCCGGUGAAAACCAAGGUGAAGAAGGAGAGGAAAGCGGCUGAGGAAGGCUUUGAGCUGUGGAACGAGCUUGAGGUCCAGAGGAUUAAAUUCAUGAACUACCUCUCUAGAAACUUUUACAAUCUGCGCUUCUUGGCCCUCUUUAUCGCUUUUGCCCUCAACUUCAUCCUGCUCUUCUACAAGGUUUCCGACAGUCCGCCAGGCGAAGAGGAUUUUGAAGGUUCUGGUCUUUUUGAAAGCGCUUCAGUAUUGUUCGAAGGCUCAGGUGCUGAUGAGGAAGGAUCUGGAUUCGAAGAUGGAGGAGAGGACGACGAAGACGAAGGCCCCCUGUACUACUUCCUGGAGGAGAGCACUGGAUACAUGGAGCCAGCGUUGGCAUUCCUCAGCAUCAUCCACACCAUCAUCUCCUUCCUCUGUAUCAUCGGCUACAACUGCCUCAAGGUUCCUCUGGUUAUCUUCAAGAGAGAAAAGGAGCUGGCCAGAAAGCUAGAGUUCGACGGCGUCUAUGUGACCGAGCAGCCUGAAGACGACGAUAUCAAGGGACAGUGGGACAGACUGGUGCUCAACACUCCAUCCUUCCCCAACAAUUACUGGGAUAAAUUUGUGAAAAGGAAGGUGUUGGAUAAAUACGGCGACAUCUACGGCAGAGAGAGGAUCGCAGAGCUGCUGGGCAUGGACUUGGCCUCCCUGGAUGUCAGCGCCAUGACGCAUGAUAAAAAGCCAGAGCCUGACAACUCUGUGUUCAGCUGGAUAACCUCCAUAGACAUCAAGUACCAGAUCUGGAAGUUUGGUGUUGUGUUCACUGACAAUACCUUCCUGUACCUGGUCUGGUACAUGCUCAUGUCUAUGCUCGGACACUACAACAACUUCUUCUUCGCUGCUCACCUGUUGGACAUCGCCAUGGGCGUCAAAACCCUGCGCACCAUCCUGUCCUCAGUCACCCACAACGGCAAACAGCUGAUGAUGACGGUGGGUCUACUGGCCGUGGUGGUGUACCUCUACACCGUGGUGGCUUUCAACUUCUUCCGCAAGUUCUACAACAAGAGCGAGGACGAGGAUGAGCCCGACAUGAAGUGUGACGACAUGAUGACGUGCUAUCUAUUCCACAUGUACGUUGGCGUGCGAGCUGGCGGUGGCAUUGGCGACGAGAUCGAGGACCCGGCCGGCGAUGAAUACGAGCUCUACCGAGUGGUCUUCGACAUCACCUUCUUCUUCUUUGUCAUUGUCAUCCUGCUGGCCAUCAUUCAGGGUUUGAUCAUUGACGCCUUCGGGGAGCUAAGAGAUCAACAGGAGCAGGUCAGGGAGGACAUGGAGACAAAGUGCUUCAUCUGCGGAAUCGGCAGCGACUACUUCGACACGACGCCGCACGGCUUCGAGACGCACACUUUAGAGGAACACAACUUGGCUAAUUACAUGUUCUUCCUGAUGUAUCUCAUCAACAAGGAUGAAACUGAGCACACGGGACAGGAGUCCUAUGUGUGGAAGAUGUACCAAGAACGCUGCUGGGACUUCUUCCCUGCAGGCGACUGCUUCCGAAAGCAGUAUGAAGAUCAGCUGGGAUAACACGGAGGAGAAAGAUGGAAGAGGGUGAUUGAGAAGGGAGGCCUGAUAUGAAUCAAUAAGUCAACAAUGCUAUGCACACUUUGACUGCAGCAUCCGAUUCAAUCAAACAAUAACAUCACGGGAGAUGCGCUUUUUUUCUAAACGACUAUGUCCGUAGAUUGCCUUGCUUCUACACAAACGCACACGCACACCCGAUACUGUUGUCAGCAUCACAGCUCUUCUACACUCCAAAGUGUGCCUGAACGCAUCGUGUUCAUGAAACAGACAGAAUGUGACUGUGUGGACGCUGUGUUUUAGUGCCUAUAGCAAAGUCACUGCUUUUUGUUUUGUUUUGUUUGUAGAUGCUUUAUUUGUUGAAGGAAUGCUUUAGAUCAAAGAUUUUGGGUUUGAGGGACCCCUAAAAGGGGAGAAUUUUUCUCAAGGACCCCACUCAUAAUCUUAACCUCAAUUGAGCCACUUCGAACUAGAGUAGGGUGACUCCAUUUUUGUCAUUUUGCAGGAGAGUGUUUUAAAGUUUGAUGGCUGCAAUAAAAAUUUGGGGGAUAAUUUCUCAUGUAUAAUGUGCAUUUCCCCCUCAAAAAAUGGUCAAAAGUCAAUAGUGCGCAUCAUACAUAGGUAUAGGAGAAAAUGACAGAUUUUCACAUUUUAUAAAUGUAUGCUGCCAUCUAGAGGUUAUGAAAAAGCUGUACACUUUCAUUCCAAUAGGCCACCGCCCCCGAGAGGUUAUGAAAAAGUUGUACACUUCCAUUCUAGUAUGCCACCUAGUGGGAAUGAAAAAGGUGUAGCCUACACUUUCAUUCCAAUAUGACGUCAUGGGUACAUAUGAUUGUUUAUAUGUACAGUUGUGCUCAUAUAUUUACAUACCCAGGCAGAA